This is a messenger RNA of Eurytemora carolleeae, 883 nucleotides long. RefSeq lists its product as uncharacterized. Bases 74 to 379 code for a protein of 101 amino acids. The record is from RefSeq and is a predicted model, not a curated record. The transcript is spliced from 5 exons. NCBI's taxonomy places the organism in Eukaryota, Metazoa, Arthropoda, Copepoda, Calanoida, Temoridae.
GCUUCUUUAAAAUAAAUUCGAAGAAAAUCUGAUAAAUGUACUUUCAGACAAAUCCUUCGAAUUCUUUAGGAAAAUGGCAACCGUUCAAAACACUGUUUUUGAAGAGGUGGCGGACAAAAAAGCAGUUUUGGAAAAACUUUUUUACAAAAUAAAUGUACUUGAGAGGAACCUGGAAUAUAGGGAUUUAGCUGAGGUUGAGAGAGAAAGGAUUGAAAAAGAUUUACAAGUUUUGAAGAAAGAGCUGAAAUUGACAGAAGAGACUUUAAAAAGUUUACAUUCAGAAAACAUGGAUGGAUAUGCUGUAGUUUGGAUGGUAUUUCUGUUCCUUGUGUGCGUUUAUGCGCUGAUAAGACUCUCAAGAAUGGCGCACGAGGGAUAAUGAUCAAUUAAUCAAUUUCAUCUUUAAAUGGACUGUCAGUGUUAUUUCAGAGUUGCCAAUGCUAUCUACCCUUUAAACCUUAAUCUGAGUAACAAAAAGAAAUAUAUCAUCGUGUCACCAUCUAGAAAUAUAUCAUCGUGCCACCAUUUAGAAAUAUAUCAUCGUGUCACCAUCUAGAAAUAUAUCAUCGUGUCACCAUCUAGAAAUAUAGAAUUGUGUUCUGACAGUUUCAUUCUUGGUCUCUCCUGUAUAAAUCCGCAAGUCAAUUUUAGAGAAAAGCACAACAACAAAUUUUCAAUUUUUAGUUUUUAGCAAACUAUGAUAUAUUUACUAUUUUUUUGCUCAGACCAAGGGUGCUUUUGUGAAUCAGGCUUGAACCUUUUCCAUUGGAGGGUCAUUCAAAACUAUGCCGAGUCACUCCAAUCAAUGAAUCAAUAUGAAUGAAACAUGUUUCCUAUGCGGGUAUAAUGCAUCAAUGAAUCAAUGAAACAAUGAAUCAAUGAA